Molecule: messenger RNA, 3468 nt
Organism: Ornithodoros turicata
Lineage: Eukaryota; Metazoa; Arthropoda; Arachnida; Ixodida; Argasidae
Exons: 4
Coding region: 1-3468 (1155 amino acids)
Source: RefSeq, a predicted model, not a curated record
AUGGCCGGGAAGGACACAGGUGAGCACUUUGCAAUCAAAGAGGGAGAUAAUUCGGACAUAGCGGCUGCGGCGCCGUCCGUAGAUGAACAGGGCGCUAAGCCGAAACGUAGAGUAGCCCUCUCGCAAAAGGCUCAGCAGAACUACGAGCUCGAAAGAGAUGAGCAUCGUGCGAAACUAGAUAAAGCUUGGGAAGAAACAGCGCUCGAGCUGGAGAAGAUCUGUAUACCAGAGGCGUCGUAUCAAGAAGUCGGGAGACUGAGUACCUCCUACAAACGGUACAAGCUUCACGCUGAAAGGUUCUCCUCCUUCCUAACAAGGACGAAUGUAGAACAGAGUUUAACGGAACGAGACGUUCAGAAAGCAAUCGACAUGGAUCGGGACGAUCUUGUGCGAGGUAUAAUCACCGAAAUUGAACACCGUCUCGACGGCCAGCGAGAGACGGGCUCUCGGCGCUCCGAUGGUUCUGUUCAUUCGUCCUUGUCGUCACGACGUUCCACCCAUUCCAGUUUGGAUUCAUCAGUAAGCUCCGCAGCGACUAGAGCUAGAGCCGAUGCCGAAGCAGCUCGCGCUCUCACGUCUUACAGUCAACAGGAGACUGCCACGAAACUGGAGAAAGCUCGUAUAGAGGCCAACCUAGAAGCACUUCAAAGAGAGAAAGAAGCUGCUGUCGCGGAAGCGCAAGCCAAGGUUCUAGAGGCGGCACUUGAACAAUACGACCCACGGCUUACAGAAGUCAAAUUCGUCGACACGUCGGAAAGGACUAGGGAGUACGUUCUACGACACGGAGUACCCCAGAGCACGCACGCGUUUACGGGAGACAGUCAUCGAUGCCACACUGUACUUACUUCGCCGGGAGCUGUUACUACGGGCCUCUCGAAGUUCAGCGACCGUCCGGAAGACUAUAGGUCGUGGAAAUCGGCAUUUCGUAACGCUACUAAAGACCUUGGAAUAUCAGCCACAGAAGAGAUGGAUCUCCUGGUGAGGUGGCUGGGAACCGAAUCGUCCGUGUACGCUAGAAGGCUAAGAGCUGUACACAUCGGAAACCCGGAUAUGGGUCUUUGGGCGAUCUGGGAACGGUUAGAAGAGGCCUACGGUAGCCCGGAGGCAAUCGAAAACGCGCUAAUAGACAGGCUUGAAAGGUUUCCGAGGAUACUAGGUAGUGACCGCGAGAAACUGAGGGAGCUGGGAGAUUUACUCCAAGAACUCGAGUCAGCAAAGGCAGAUCCACACUUGCCUGGGCUCUCCUACCUGGACACGUCACGUGGGGUCAACCCCAUUGCAGCGAAACUUCCUCUACAUUUGCAAGAAAAAUGGAUCGCUCUAGGAUCGAAAUACAAGCGGGAACACCGUGUGUCUUUCCCACCAUUCUCUGUCUUCUCAGACUUCGUCCGAACCACGGCGAAGACAAAGAAUGAUCAAAGUUUCAUAAUCGGGCCCUCAAGCGAUAACACAGGCAAGAAGGACAAGACAUCCUCGUCGACAACGCAAUCCUCUAAGAAAUCGUCUGUAUCGGUGCACAGGACCGCGAUUGCCUCUCAAGAAGACAGCUCAGCGAGUCAAGUGGAAAGAACUCCAAAGAACCCGGAAGGAAUGUGCCCCUUGCACAAGAAGCCACAUAUACUUAGCAAGUGUAGGGCAUUCCGUCAGAAACCUCUCGCCGAGCGAAAGCGCUUGCUGUCAGAAUUCGGCGCAUGCUUCAAAUGCUGUGCGAUGACGCACAACGCGAAGAGCUGCGACUCAACGAUACAUUGCACUGAGUGCAAUAGCGACCACCACAUUACGGCACUUCAUCCAGAGAACGUUACCUCGCAAGCUCGACGCACCGUGGGAGUCCCGUCGGCUGAGGAAGACGUGUACCCAGAAGCUCAGCCAGAACAAGCAGUUCGGAUGUAUGCGGUCAUUGACGACCAAAGCAAUAAGUCAUUGGCCAGACCCGAAUUCUUCGAAUGCUUCAACAUUCACGGGUGCGAGUAUCCAUACACGCUAAGGACGUGCGCCGGGGUGGUUGAGACGUUGGGACGACGAGCUACCGGCUAUGUUGUUGAGGGCAUCGACAGUGGCAUACGUCUGCCUCUACCAACGUUGACGGAGUGCGACCAGAUUCCUAAUGACAGGAAUGAGAUUCCAACACCGGACGCUGCUCGCAGACAUCCUCAUCUCAAGGCACUGGCAAAUGUCAUUCCGCCACUCGACCCCAAUGCACAAAUCCUACUGCUCUUAGGAAGGGAUCUCGUUCAGGCGCACAAAGUGCGUCAGCAGCGCAACGGUCCCAACCACGCUCCUUUCGCCCAGAAGCUGGACCUCGGGUGGGUCAUAGUUGGGGACGUCUGUAUCGAACGAUUGCGCACUCCACAGGUCUGUACCUUCGCCACAACCGUGUUGCAAAACGGCCGUCCUUCCUACUUCACGCCCUGCCCCAACCACAUGAUUGUGAAAGAAAAGCCCUGCUUUGAGCAUUCUGCAAAAGAAGUCGUCCAGUCUCCCCCGCCGCUAAGCAACGACCUUACGGAUCCCCUAUUCCAGAUCACAAGAGAUGACGAGAAGCUUGCUCCGUCAAUGGAAGAUAAAGAAUUCCUGAGCUUGAUGGACGGAGAGUUCCACAGGGACACGUUAAACAACUGGGUAGCCCCUUUGCCUUUUCGUAUGCCCCGACGUGAACUCCCUGACAACCGAGAAGAGGCGUUUCCUCGGUUCGCUUCGUUACGUCGCACUCUGGAAAGGAAUGCGGAAAUGAAGAAGCACUUCGUUGCCUUCAUGCAGGAUAUGCUCGAAAAUGGCCACGCUGAGCCAGCACCGCCAAGAAAGGAAGCCAACGAAUAUUGGUACCUCCCCAGCUUCGGUAUUUACCACCCGCAGAAACCGGGCCAAAUCCGGGUAGUUUUCGAUUCAAGUACCAAGUACCAAGGUGUUUCGCUCAACGACUUGCUCCUUUCGGGACCGGACAUGACAAAUAGCCUGAUCGAAGACAGAGACUACCUGCGCUUCUUGUGGUUCCGAGACAACGACACCAGCAGAGAUGUCAUUGAAUACAGGAUGUGUGUACAUGCGUUUGGCAACACAUGCUCUCCCGCUAUCGCGACCUACGGCUUAAGGCGCACCGCACAGGAGGGAGAGCAGGACUUUGGUGCGGACGUUCGACACUUUAUCGAAAGAGACUUCUACGUCGACGACGGCCUCAAGUCCUUACCGACCGAAGAGGAGGCUAUUGAUUUACUCAAAAGGACACAACACAUGCUGAAAGGAGCAAACCUGCGGCUUCACAAGAUAGCCUCUAACUCUGUGGAGGUCAUGGGCGCCUUCCCAUCCGAUGACUACGCCAGGGGCCUUAAAGACAUGGACUUCGACAGAGGUCACGUACCGAUGCAACGGAGCCUUGGACUAAACUGGGACCUAAAGGGAGAUACGUUCACCUUCAAAGUGCCCGUAAAAUACCCCCCAAUACACGACGCGGCGUACUAUCCACUGUGA